CGAUUGAAAGAAUCAGUCAUUGCCAUUGUUAUCAUAGCAAAAUAGAAACAAAAUAAGUUAGCAUUAGUAUUUAACACACAAUGGCGCUUCAAGAUAAUGUCAAGGAAUGGUUCACAUCGGAGACGUCGAGGAAUAAAAAUUCGUCGCUUGUAGCAGGUCUUCUUUUUUUCACAGGAUGGUGGAUUCUAAUUGAUGCCAUGUCUGGCGAAAGUGGACGCCAAAUAACAACUGGUCAUGUAUUCAUAGGAAUAUUUGGCACUCUUAGCUUGUUUAUGGUAAACACUGUUAAAAAUUCCCAUAUUUCAGAAGAUAAUACUUCGGAACGCGCGAGGUUAGCUAAAAUUUGGCUCCUUGUCGGAUUCGUCAUUGGUUUUGCGUCCAUAAUUGCCGCUAUUUGGGUGAUGAUUGACAAUUUUAUAAAUAACGAAAAAAAAGAUAGUAGUAAGGGAGUGGCCUUACUACUGCAGAAUGUUUUCAUACUUUUCGGAAGUCUUGUAUACAAGUUUGGGCGCAACGAGGAAGAUUGGAACGAAUAAGAGGCAAAUAGGCACUAAUGCCCAUUUCUAACCGAUAAAAAAAUACAUUUAGCCCACAUAUAUUCAUAAACCACGAUGACUACGAAUGUGGAGGUUACUCCCACCGCCACAUGUGUUUUAAUACGAUAUAAUCUCAUUCUCACAAAUAAACAAAUCAUUUGCGUAAAAA
Scaptodrosophila lebanonensis is the source of this 705-nucleotide messenger RNA. RefSeq names its product transmembrane protein 50A. The record is from RefSeq and is a predicted model, not a curated record. Gene Ontology annotation, biological process: protein targeting to vacuole; late endosome to vacuole transport via multivesicular body sorting pathway. The coding region runs from base 81 to 536 and encodes 151 amino acids. The transcript has 4 exons. Lineage: Eukaryota; Metazoa; Arthropoda; Insecta; Diptera; Drosophilidae.